CCCAGUGUUUUUGUCGAGAUUUGGUGUUCCUUCCUCCUCCACGCGCUGUCUGUCGGGGGAAAGCUAGCUGUACUUGUGUAAUUAAGGCCGACCAGGCAUCCUGCUUUUUAUUUUUUAUAACUUUAAUGUCAUUAAUUUUUACGUGAAUGAAAGAUGUUUUCUUCUGCCUCGGAGUCCUACCCCGUCAUGAGCUCACCGGGCCGCCCCUCCAGUUGAAUGGGAUUCCUCAUCGCCUCCCUGCCGCUUGUUCGGGCACCGACUGUCUCCGCCGCCACAAGACAACAGCCCCCCCCCCCCCCCCCGUUUUUCUUUUUUCCGGUCUCUCUACUCCCUUCAUUAAUGGUUUAAUGCGACAGCAGCGUGUUUGAUCGGCAGAAGAGCGACGACGCCGAAUCUCCGGUAGCCUGCGCGUCUGGGGCCUUGGCCAUGGGGGGUUCCAAGAGUAAACCCAAGGAUGUUGGCCAACGAACCCGCAGCCUCGAAGGCAACCUCAGCUCUGGAGGAGGAGCUGGAGGCCAUUACCUCAGCUCCAAACAACAGUCCUUGACACCCAAUCGUAGUCCCACUAUAGAUGGAGGUCUGGGUGGAAAUCAGCCCGUGACCAAUACCCCAGAGCUGGCCCUGUUUGGAGGUGUGGACAGUAAUACUGUCACUUCUCCCAACAGAAUCACACUAGCAGGAGGUGUGACAACCUUCGUGGCAUUGUACGACUACGAGUCUAGAACGGCCUCAGACCUGUCAUUCAGGAAGGGUGAACGCCUCCAGAUAGUCAACAACACAGAAGGCGACUGGUGGCUGGCGCGCUCCCUCACCACCGGAGAGAGCGGUUACAUCCCCAGCAAUUAUGUGGCUCCAUCUGACUCCAUCCAGGCAGAAGAGUGGUACUUUGGCAAAAUCACUCGCCGCGACUCCGAGAGGCUGCUGCGUUUGGAGAACAGGAGAGGGACUCUGUGUUGAGAGAGUGAGACACCAAAGGUAGGUGCCUACUGUCUGUCUGUGUUGGACUAUGACAACACUAAAGGGCUGAAUGUGAAGCACUACAAUCGGAAGCUGGACAGCGGAGGCUUCUACAUCACAUCCCGCACGCAGUUCAGCAACCUGCAGCAGCUGGUCAACCACUACCGCAAGCACGCUGACGGGCUGUGUCACAGUCUGUCAGACGUCUGUCCGGUGCUGAAGCCUCAGACUCAGGGCCUGUCCAAGGACGCCUGGGAGAUCCCGAGGGAUUCCCUCCGCCUCGACCUCAAGCUCGGGCAGGGCUGCUUCGGAGAGGUCUGGAUGGGAACAUGGAACGGCACAACACGGGUGGCAAUAAAGACUCUGAAGACGGGCACGAUGUCCCCCGAGGCCUUCCUCCAGGAAGCUCAGGUCAUGAAGAAGCUGAGACAUGAAAAGCUGGUUCAGCUCUACGCUGUGGUGUCCGAGGAGCCCAUCUACAUCGUCACGGAGUACAUGGGACAAGGGAGCUUACUGGACUUCCUGAAAGGUGACAUGGGCAAGAUGCUCCGCCUCCCCCAGCUGGUGGACAUGGCCUCCCAGAUUGCUUCGGGGAUGGCUUACGUGGAGAGGAUGAACUACGUGCACAGAGACCUGCGAGCUGCUAACAUCCUGGUGGGAGAUAACCUGGUUUGCAAGGUGGCUGACUUUGGUCUGGCUCGCCUCAUUGAGGAUAAUGAAUAUACUGCCAGGCAGGGGGCCAAGUUUCCCAUCAAGUGGACGGCUCCUGAGGCUGCUCUGUACGGCCGCUUCACCAUUAAAUCUGACGUCUGGUCGUUCGGGGUCCUGCUGACUGAACUGGCCACCAAAGGCCGGGUGCCCUAUCCAGGUAUGGUGAACCGGGAGGUGUUGGACCAGGUGGAGCGCGGCUACAGGAUGCCGUGCCCGGCAGAGUGCCCCGAAUCCAUGCAUGAGCUGAUGCUGACCUGCUGGAGAAAAGAGCCAGAGGAGAGGCCCACCUUUGAGUACCUGCAGGGCUUCCUGGAGGAUUACUUCACCUCCACGGAGCCUCAGUACCAGCCGGGAGAGAACCUGUAACUGGGCUGAACGUGGAAAUGUGCAUGCGUCAUGCAUGUGCAAAACUGAGCAUGUCGAUCUAAUACAGGGUGCAUGGACAAGUAUGUGUGAGGGUAUGUGUGUACAGUAUAACGGGGCAGAAAGCCGACAGCAUUCUGGGUACAAUCUAAGGAGCAUCAGUGGGACAUCGACCAAUCUGCAACAUUCAGUUCCUGCCUCUUUCCAAAGUCAUUGUCAUGCUCUCCGACAUGUCAGCAGCUGUGAGGCGAUGUUUUUCAAAGUAAGACUAAACUGUGGUAUUAUUUUGAGUUUAUCAUACAGUACUUGUAUUUUGUAUUUCAGUCGAUUCAACACCUUACCCAUGCUGGUUUUUCUACCUUCCUAGUGUUUGUAAGGGGCCCUAAUAUAACACAUUUCCCAUGCACCUUUUCUUUUAACUCACCUAGUUUGAUCACCAAUUGACCCCGGACUAUGACUAUGUAAAAUAUUGCAUAUAGGUGGGAGUCCAGAGAAUAAAUGUGGGAUAUAAGUGUUGCCUUGCUGAAAGCACCACGCCAGGAUGUCUAUUUUUGCUACAUUUUCAUUGGGAAAUACACAUGCUCUUCCAUUUUGCCACUUGAUAAGAAACUAUUUGGGACGUACAAUAAUUUGCCAGGAUAUUUCGGGCUUUAUUUCAAUAUUAGACCUGGAUCAAAUGGAAUAUGUUCAGGUAAAAGAUUUUAUUUUACAAUCAUGCUUCCCCUGUACAACAUUUCAGCUCGUGCUGUGAGAUUUAGUAUGAUGAUUGUCAUCAGAGUGUGUAGUCUCACUCGCCAAUUUAGGACGAAUUGACCAAUGUACAGCUCAACUCAAAGAAGAGAAGACGCAGAGUCUCUCUAUUUUCUAAUUUUAACUUUUCUUACAAAAAAAACGGCUACUGAUCACAAACAGUCAUCUCAGGAUGGAGAUGGAGAGGACUAGAAAUCUGCUGCAAGGAUUUUUGUGCCAAUGAAAAUCUUUUGUACUCUCUUCUACUGUGUAAACGUGUAUUUUACUACUCUACUUUUCUUACAUUGAAGUUGUGUACGCAGUUCUUCUUCUUAAAGGAUAAUCCACUGUUUUUGGGAUCCCACACCUGUGUACUGUACCGACCGGCUUACCAGAAAGGUUUCAAGGUGCUGAUUUGUUUUCAAGCAUUCAAAUUAAAAUCAGGGGCAUCUUGUUGUCUCCUCUCAAGUUCUAACCUUCAUUAAUAUGCAGAUUUCUAUAUUUUAUAAUCCUCAGUAUGUCCUUAAUAAGUGCAUCUUUGUGCACGAUUGUACACUGGAGAUAUACUGGAGAUAGUCUGUCUGAUAUUCUUCGCUAUGCCUUCCUUCUGCCUGUAAGAGGCACACCAGAGCACAUUCCCGUAUGCAUACAUCAUGUGUAAAAAUCAAUUGGCAUCUUGAAACGCAAUUGUAAAUAUCCUUAUUGUAUAUAUCAUCUUUAUAAUUUAUGCCUUUUAAAAUAACCCAAUUGUUUAUCUUGCCCAUUGUUCAAACUUUAAUGUUCCUGGUACUUUAUGGUAUGGGUUGAAUAACAUCUGACAAUAACAUUAUAGUCUAUAUAUAUAUAUAUAUACAGCAAAACUCUGACUCACCGACCAAUCAGGACGAAGCAAAGUCAUCUUUCCAGUUACAGUUUCUGGCUCCAUUUCAGCACGUGUCUCUGGAUUACUAGUCUGGAUUAACGGAGGUACUUUUCCAGGAUAAAGCCCGACAUCCGGCAGUGUGAAAACCUUUUUAAGAUUUAAAGCCCACUCUCAGUCAGGUCUCAUUGUAAUGAAAGGGGAACCGAUUUUACAGCUCACUGGUCAUAGGGAGUACCACUUAGCUUGUGGUCCUCAUCAAUCCAUCAUUUAAAGAUACAUAGUGUGUGUUUGUUUUUCCACAGUCGCUCAAUGGUUUUUUGACGUCUCCAGCUUGUCCAUGAAGCACUACUCAUCAUGAUUACAUAACUCCAUACAGAUGAUGGUUUGAUCUCCGUGUACUGUGUCCUGUGGACAUGGGGCAUGCCACAAUUAAUGCAUUUAACCUGCAUGGGUGUAGUCAGGAUGUCUGGCAUUGUCCCCCUUCUUUUCCCCGACCUGUCUCAUUGAAUCCUCAUGAGCAAAAGUGCACGAAAAAGAUAUUGGAUGCAGCCUUGCUCACAAGCCAAGGGCAUUUCCUAUUGGGUCUUCUUUCUGGCUAUGCAGAUAUUUUUUUUAAUCUGUGAUAUUCCUAUAUAUAUAAUAUAUAUAAUAUACUCUUUUCUACUGUAUCCAAUGGGGAUUUUCAGAUACGUAGCUCUUUGUUAAAUCCUGCUGAAUAUUGUUCAAAUUUGAAAAUACGUUUGAAUAAAAUUUGUAUGUUUCAGACUGUA
Etheostoma spectabile (orangethroat darter) is the source of this 4392-nucleotide messenger RNA. RefSeq names its product v-src avian sarcoma (Schmidt-Ruppin A-2) viral oncogene homolog (gene src). Gene Ontology annotation, molecular function: ATP binding; protein tyrosine kinase activity; protein binding. Gene Ontology annotation, biological process: protein phosphorylation. Lineage: Eukaryota; Metazoa; Chordata; Actinopteri; Perciformes; Percidae. The record is from RefSeq and is a predicted model, not a curated record.